This is a messenger RNA of Mytilus californianus (California mussel), 5675 nucleotides long. RefSeq names its product CAP-Gly domain-containing linker protein 1-like. Lineage: Eukaryota; Metazoa; Mollusca; Bivalvia; Mytilida; Mytilidae. The transcript is spliced from 2 exons. Bases 35 to 5413 code for a protein of 1792 amino acids. The record is from RefSeq and is a predicted model, not a curated record.
CGUCAUGACGUCAUGACACCGGAAAAGAAACAGUAUGGCAAAACUGAUUUUCUUUGUUUUAUUUCUGGUUUACGGACUGCCAAACAUCUUUGCAAGGCGCUUUUCCCGAGAAGACUUUUAUAAUGGAUUGCCAGGAAACAGUCCGCUUGAAAAUUUUCAACGACAAACCCGCAAAGCCAAUGUUAUAUCUUCGGCAGGUCCAAAGAAGCCAACGACAAGUAAAGAUGGGAGUAUUAAAUCGCAAGUUUUACAGCUGCUCAACUCUAAGGCGAAUGGAAAAUCAGAGAUAAAAGCAAUCGAACCUAUAGAGUUCAAGAAACCAAAGAAAUCUAAAACCAAGAAAGGAAACACAAAAACUACACUUCCGACUGUGAAGGGCACGGAGGUAAAAACUAAGAAGGAUGGGACAGGCAAAAGCAAGAAAAAUAAAGCACUGAAAUCUAUGCAAAAGGAGAUUAAAAAGCUACAAAAAAAGUUAACUCCGAAAUCCAAAUCAACCUCUGUCACUCAAAAGGCAACCCAAACUAAAGUAGAAAAAGCAAAGGAUCCAAAGUCAAAUUCAACCAAGAUAAAGAAGAAAGAAGUGAAGAAUUCGAAGAAAAUUAUAAACAAACCUAAAAACGGAAAACUUAAGCCAAGCAAAAAUAAAUUGGCUAAAGCUAAGUCAAAGACGACCAAGAAAGAUGGUAAAAAGAAGUCAAAUAAGAAUAAGGCGACUAAAGCUAAGUCAAAGAACAGGAACAAAGUACUUAAAACUAAGACAAAGCAGAUAAAGGAAGUCACUAAAAAUAAGUCAGGGAAUAAGGAGGUUAAAACAAAGGUUGUAAAAAAAGUACUCAAAAAUGUGUCAAAGAAAAAGAAAAAGGCUGACACUAAGUCAAAGAAGAUUAACAAAGUAAUCAAAAAUGACCCAAAGAAAAAGAAAGUGGAUAUAAAGAUAAACCUCAAAACUGAAUCUAAGAAACUCAAAGUUAAACCUAUAAGCAUAAAAUUAAAACAACCAACAACAAAGAAGCUCAUUGCUAAGCUGAAAAAAGUUAAAAAGAUUGCAACAAAAAAACUUCUUAAUCAGCUUAAGAAAGUGAAAGUAGCUGCAACCAGUAAACUCAAUUUGAAGCUUCAGAAAAUAAAAAAGACACAAUCUAAGAAACUAAAAGAUGAGCCUAAGAAGAUACAAAAGGCUGAAACAAAGAAGCUUAAUACUGUGAUUAAAAAUAUGAAAAAAGUUGAAAAAGGGAAAUUAACUGACAAGCUUAAGAAAAUAAAACAGGAUGAAACAAGCAAACUCAAUGUUAAGCUCGAAAAAAUAAAACAACUUAAAACAAAGGAACUCAAAGCUGAUCGUCAGAAGAUCAAAAAGACUGAAGCAAAGAAUAUCAAAAAUGUGCUGAAGCAAGUGAAAAAAGCUGAAGUAAAGAAACUCAAUACCAAGCUUAAAAGCAUAAAACAGGCUAAAACAGAGAAUCUUAAGGUAAAAAUUGAGAAGAUCAAAGAAGCUGAAACAUCAAAAAUCAAAACUAAACCUAAGGAAAAACAACAGGCUAAAAUAAAAAAACUCAACACUAAGUUGGCGAAAAUAAAGCGGGUUGGGACAAAGAAAAUAAAUGCAGCACUUAAACAAAUCAAACAGGUGAAAACAAAUAAAAUCAGUGCAAAGAUAGAGAAAAUAAAACAGGCUAAAAAAGAGAAACUCAAAGCUAUACCUAAGAAGAUAGAGAAGACUCAAUCAAAGCUUAUCAAAGCCAAGCUAAAGGAAAUAAAACAGGAAGAAAUAAAGAAACUCGAUACCAAACUUAAGAAAAUAAAACAAGUCAAAACACAGUCUCUCAAUGCCAAGCUUGAUAAGAUCAAACAGUCGGAAAAAACCAAUAUCAAGACAGAGCCAAAAGACAAACAACAAACUAAAAUAAAGAAACUUAAUACAAAGAUUAAGGAAAUAAAACAGGUGGAAAAAAAGAAAAUAGGUGUUAAGCUUAAUGAAAUAAAACAAGCCCAAAAACAUGAACUCAAUGCAAAGCUUAAGAAAAUAAAGAUGGCUGCAAAGAAUCUCGACACUAAGCUUAAGAAAACAAAACAAGUUGAAACAAAGAAACUAACUGCUAAGCUUAAAGACGUAAAAAAGAAUAAAAUGAAAGACCUCAAGGAAAAACUUAAGAAGGUAGUACAGGUCGGAACCAAAAAAAUCAAAGCAAAACCUAAGAAAGUACAGACAGUUAAAAGAAAAGAGCUCAAGGCUAAAGUUGAGAAAUUAAAACGAGUUGAAACAAAGAAAGUCAAGGAUAAGAUUAUAAAGAUGAAGAAAGUUGAAACAAAGAAAAUCAAAGCUAAGCUAGCGAACAUAAAACAGGUUGGAACAAAGAAAAUCGUGAAGAAGCUGAAGAAAAUGAAAAGUAAACCAACUGUUAUUAGUACAGCUGCUACGGGAAAAAAGCAAGUCAAAUUAAUUAAGAAAAUAAAACAGGCUAAAAAGAAUCUCAAAACUGAGAUCAAGAAAGAAAAACAGGUUGAAACAAAGAAACUAAAUGCUAAGCUUAAAAUCAUAAAACAGGAUAACAUGGAAAAAGUCGAUAAAAAACUUGAGAAGGUAAAACAGGUCGAAUUAAAAAAAAUCGAAGCAAAACCUAAGAAAGUGCAGGAAGAUAAAAAAAAAGAACUUAAGGCUAAACUAAAGAAAUUGAAGCAAGUUGAAACAAAGAAAGUCAAAGAUAAGAUUAUAAAGAUGAAGAAAGUUGCAACAAAGAAAAUCAAGGCUAAUAUAGAUAAACUAAAACAGGUUGAAACAAAGAAAAUAAAGAAAAUGGUGAAGAAAACGAAAAGUAACCCUAUUGUUAUUAGUACAGCUAUUACAGGAGGAAAGAUAAAGUCUUUGAUGUCUCAACCAACUAAAUCAGUGAAACUUAAUACUAAAGCAAAGAAUCUAAAAUCAGACAUACAGGCAAUACUUAAAGAAAAAACAAAGACACCAAUUAAACCAAAGAUUAAACCAAAGACAUCAAAACUCAUUAAAAAAAUGAAACUGUCAACAAAAAUAGAGAAAAUCAAACAACCAGAAUCAGAGAAAAUCAAAGAAGAGCUAAGUAAAUUGAAACAAGAAGUUAAAACAAAGAAGCUCAAAGCUAAGCUUAAUCAAAUAAAAGAAGUUAAAGCAAAAAAAAUCGAAACCAAACUUGAGAAGAUGAAACAGAUUAAAACUAAAAAACUCAAGACUGACCUUAAAAAGAUGAAACAGAAAGAAACAAAAUUACUCAAAGCUAAGAUUAAAGAGUUGGGACAGACAAAAACAAUGAAACUCAAAGCUAAGAUUAAGAAGAUGGGACAGGCAAAAACAAAGAAACUCAAAACAAAGCUUAGGAAGUUGGAAAAGGAAAAAAUGAAGAAACUCAAAGUUGCGGUGAAGAAAUUAGAGAAGGCUACCGAAAAGAAACUCAAAGUGGCGGCGAAGAAAAUAAAAAAGGCCAACAAAAAGGCACUCAAAGCCGAACUAAAGAGAAAGCAAGCUACUGAACAAACGAAAAAUGAGACCAACGUUCAGCAAAAGAAAGCAUUAAAUAAGAUGAUGAAAAUGAUUAAAACGUUGAAAGUUAAGCAAAAACAAAUUGACUUAAAACCAGUAGCUGUCAAGUCUAAAACGAGCCUUAAAGAUAAAUCUAAAAUGAAGAAGAAACCUUCAAAAAAAGGAGUGGUUCAUAUUGUGACGAAACUAGUCAAAGGUAAAGCUUUAAAUAAAGAAGCUGUAGAAGGAAUACUUGAACCAGAAAAGACUAACGGAAGUAUUUCAAUAAAAGUUGGAAAUAAAACGAAAAAACCUAAAGAGAAAGCAGUGGAAAAAUUGUUGAAGAAACUCGUAAAAGGAGAAGUCCUGAAGCAGAAUGUUUUUGCAAAAAAGAUAAAGCCUAGUAAGAAAAAACAAAUAACGAAAGCAAUAAUAAAGAAAGUGAAAAAACUUGUUAACGUGAAAAAACUUGUUAAAGGGAAAGCACUGAAUAAUAAAACAACUGCAGACAUACUUAAAUCUAUCAAAAAGAAGACACCUUUACGUAAAGCAAUUAUGAAGAAUGUGAAAAAAAUUGUUAAAGGCAAAGCACUGAAACAAAAGAAACUUUCAAGAAAACUUGACUCUAAAAAGAAGUCACCUUUACAUAAAGCAAUUAUGAAGGAUGUGAAAAAAAUUGUUAAAGGAAAAGCACUGAAACAAAAGAAACUUGCAGGAAUACUUGACACUAAAAAGAAGAAACCUUUACAAAAAGAAAUUAUGAAGGAUGUGAAAAAAAUGGUUAAAGGAAAAGCACUGAAACAAAAUAAACUUGCAGGACUACUUGGUUCAAAGAAGAAGAAACCUUUACAAAAAGCAAUUAUGAAGGAUGUGAAAAAAAUGGUUAAAGGAAAAGCACUGAAACAAAAGAAACUUGCAGGAAUACUUGGCUCAAAAAAGAAGAAACCUUUACAUAUAGCAAUUAUGAAGGAUUUGAAAAAAAUUGUUAAAGGAAAAGCACUGAAAAAAAACAAACUCGCAGGAAAACUUGGCUCAAAAAAGAAGAGACCUAUACAUAAAACAAUUAUGAAGGAUGUGAAAAAAAUUGUUAAAGGAAAAGCACUGAAAAAAAAGAAACUUGCAAGAAUACUUGGCUCAAAAAAGAAGGGACCAUUACAUAAAACAAUUAUGAAGGAUGUGAAAAAAAUUGUUAAAGGAACAGCAUUGAAACAAAAGAAACUUGCAGAUUUACUUGGCUCUAAAAAGAAGAAAACUAUGCAGAAAGCGGCAAUGAAAGCCGUAAAGACACUUGUCAAGGGAAACGGAACAAAACCAGGAGUAAAAAGCGUAAAUAAAAACAAUACACUUAAUAUUCUAGGAACACCUAAUCCAACGAAACCUGCCGAAAUAGGUGUCAAAAAUACUUCAAAAAACACCACGGAAAAGGCCAUUAUAAAGAAAGGGAAUGCAUCUAUACUGGAAAAGGGAAUUCAAGUAAAGAAAGAAGCUAAUAUAAUCAAAGCUAAAAUUGAAAAGAUGUUAUAUAGGGUGAAUACGAAGAAAAAAGGGGCUUCACCAAAAUUAGCUAAAAAAAUAGAAAAAAUGGCUGACACAAUAAAGAAUCAGGUCGACGAUAUAGUUACACAAAAAAAUAAGGAGAAUGAGGUCUCGAUGGACGGUCUGUAUGGAGCAAACUCUCCUAUGUACUCAAGUCUGAUGCAUCUUGAAGUUGACCUUUUAAAACUUUUAGACUACAUGGAGCAUUCAAAGGUGAAAAUGGGUGACGCGUUUGAGUCAAAAGCAUUGAAAAAAGAAUUGAAAAGUGCAAACAAAGGAAACGAUGUGAACGUGUUCAAUAAACAACUUGGCUCAGUGAUGAAAAAGAUGAAAGGAAUUGAUAAAAAGAUAUCGGAGGAACACAACAAAAUUGUUGGAUAUUAAAUUAAUCUUUUCGUUGAUAUCAUUUAAAUAUAUAUGGUUUCAUUUAGUAUUGUUUUGUUAGGAUAAAAAAUUAUUUAUUUUCUCUUUUCCCUUUAUUCUAAAAUAAAUUUGACGGAAACUAAAAUACAAAUUGAUAUGCUUGAUGUGUACUUAGUAUAUGAUGAAGGAAACUAGCUAAAAAGAUAUAAAUAUAUAUCAGUUUCAAUUUGUGUACUGAAUUAAAUUAUGUCUCCUCUUCGACGGAGGGCGACACUAUUUUAUA